Malania oleifera is the source of this 1087-nucleotide messenger RNA. RefSeq lists its product as uncharacterized. The record is from RefSeq and is a predicted model, not a curated record. Bases 24 to 953 code for a protein of 309 amino acids. Gene Ontology annotation, cellular component: Golgi membrane; endoplasmic reticulum membrane; endoplasmic reticulum-Golgi intermediate compartment. Gene Ontology annotation, biological process: endoplasmic reticulum to Golgi vesicle-mediated transport. The transcript has 5 exons. Lineage: Eukaryota; Viridiplantae; Streptophyta; Magnoliopsida; Santalales; Ximeniaceae.
AAAUUUUAGGGGUGGUUUUUACAAUGUUGAUUUGUUUGUUCCUCUUCUCCUCAAUCUCGCUUCGUGGCAGAUCUCUCUCUCUCUCUCUGGUUAUAGCUGAUCAAGACCCUUCUCUCUUCUCUUCCUGGGCGACGCUACCAGAAAUGUAUAAUAAUGUAGGAGCCCAGCCUGGGGGCCUGAGACCACCGGCAAACCCACAGACAAGUCCAUUUGGGAAUGCAUUCUAUGGAGCUGGUUCUGGUCUUAUUCGAGGUGGACUUGGUGCAUAUGGAGAGAAAAUUUUAGGGUCGAGCUCAGAGUAUGUGCAAAGCAAUAUAAGUAGGUACUUCUCGGAUCCUCAAUACUAUUUCCAAGUGAAUGAUCAAUACGUGCGAAACAAAUUGAAAGUUGUUCUAUUUCCGUUCCUCCACAGGGGGCAUUGGACAAGGAUAACUGAGCCAGUGGGUGGCAGAUUGUCCUACAAACCCCCAAUUUAUGACAUUAAUGCUCCGGAUUUGUACAUCCCAUUCAUGGCCUUUGGCACUUACGUGGUUCUUGCUGGCUUAUCGUUGGGUCUUCAUGGGAAGUUUAGCCCGGAAGCUCUGAACUGGCUGUUUGUCAAGGGAUUGGUUGGUUGGGCUUUGCAAGUUUCGCUGCUGAAAGUAUCAUUGCUUUCAUUGGGUAGUGGAGAGGCACCAUUGCUGGACAUUGUGGCUUAUGCAGGAUAUACUUUCACAGGGAUGUGUUUGGCAGUUCUUGGAAGGAUCAUUUGGAGUUAUUCGUAUUAUUUUAUGGUUCCAUGGACCUGCUUAUGCAUGGGGAUCUUCUUGGUGAAAACAAUGAAACGAGUUCUUUUUGCAGAAGUGAGGAGUUAUGAUUCCAGCAAGCAUCACUAUCUCUUGCUCUUCAUUGCUUUGGCUCAGUUCCCUCUUUUCAUAUGGCUUGGCAACAUUAGUGUCCACUGGCUUUUCUAGCUUUUUCACUCUCUAUACUGUAGUUGUAACAAUUCAUGUUCCUAACACUCACUUUUUAAAGGCAAUUUGGCCAUUUUGGUUAUUUCCAGCUGGUUGAUUUUGAUAUCUUUUUUAAUCAUAAUCCUUUAAAUGUC